This is a messenger RNA of Funneliformis geosporum, 1128 nucleotides long. The record is from the annotation of a GenBank genome assembly. NCBI's taxonomy places the organism in Eukaryota, Fungi, Glomeromycota, Glomeromycetes, Glomerales, Glomeraceae.
AUGUCGAAAGAUUCAAACGGUGCCUCGUCCUACGCGUCCGAUUCUGAAGACAACAAAUCUAAUUCUUCAGACUCUUCUUUUGAAGAUGAAUUAAAGAGUAGCAACGACACAACGUUGGACGAAUCCAACGGAGCAAAGUCCUCAGCAUUAGUAGAGGAACUAUUCACUAUACCCAUAGUUAAUCAAUCUUACGAAACUGCGAAGAGAUAUAAACUCGUUCGAAUGACUAUCGACUUUGCCGAUGCCGGUGCACGUAAAGUAUCCGAUUUGGCAAAACCUGUUUCCGACAAAUUUAGCGACCAAAUUGAAAAGGCUGACAGGAUUGCCGCAGAAUCCGUCCAACGUUUAAGUUCGCAAUUUCCGAUUGUAAAAGAACCUACUGAUAGAAUCUUUAAAACCGUUAGUUGUACGAUUGAAGAUAAUAUUACUACACCGGGCAGUCGUUUUGUAGCCAAAGUUGAUUCUCAACUCACUCCUUUAGUUGACGUAAUCGAAGAUUUAAUUAAAAAAGUGAUCCCUGAUGAAAAUGUUGCUAGUAGAGAUAUUCAGAAUGAUCAACAACUUGAUCAAUUGAGUCAAACGCUUAGAGUACUCCAUAUUGCUCUUGCUACAAGAGAUCGAUGUGUUGAAAAAGUAAAGAGACAAAUUUCAACCGUUCAGAAUCCUGAUAUUGCAGUAACUCUUCAUGCUCAUUUGCAAAGUAUCGCCACCGUGAUUCUUGGUGAUCUAAACAAGGAUGAAGAUCUUCCGAGAGCCGUGCAAGCAAAAAUCAUUGAAUUAUCAACUACUCUUUUGACCGUAACUGAAUGUAUUUCCAAUUAUGUCAAAUUAAAUGCUGAACAUUUUCCUGAAUAUCUUCCAGAGUAUCUUCAAGAACGUCUCAAACCCUUGGUAAUCUUUUUUGGACAAGGUUAUGGUGAAAUUGUCAACGAAAUUAAGAAUGGUGAAGGUAGUCCUCUUGAAAAAGCAAAAAAUAUUGUCCUACUUACCACAAACCAUACUUUACCCUUACUUCGCGGUUCUCUCGCGGAUUUACAAGAAGCAUUCAAGUGUGAUACUUAUCGAAUUGGAGAGUUGAGGGUUGGGUUUGCGAUUAACUAUUAUCAGAUCCUUCAUUCUUUAGAUUAA